AUGGAGGCGCGCGGAGAGUGCAGUCCGGCGAGCGAGGACGAUGCGCCACCGGAGGACCGGAUCAGCGUGACGGACGUGUCGGUGGAGGUGGCCACGGUGGACGCCAUGCUCGAUAAGCUGUGUAAGAAAUACAGCAGACGCAGGAGGAGAGCAAAGAAGGUAAAAAAAGCCAAGAAGAAUCCACCGGUCAACCUGCAGCACCUGGUCCUGAUCAUUACAGUGGUGGUGUUUGUCCUCGUGGUCAUCAUGUGGUCACUUCUGUGGGUUUUUACAUUUCGGAGAGAAAGUAACAGUGGUGUGUACUUCGCUGGAAUGUUCCGAGUUGCCAACAUGGAGUUUAUACCAGAGUACCGCUACGCAGACUCCAGUGAAUUUGUUUCCAUGGCAAAUCAAAUACAACAUGUGGUCAGCACAGUCUACAAAUCAUCAUCAGUGUCGAAGCUCUACAAACACACCGUCAUCUCUGACCUCAGUAACAAUGAUAAAGGUGGAGUGCUGGUGCAUUUCUGGAUGAUCUUCGUGGUGCCGAGGCUGAAGACUCCAGCAGUGUGUGAGGAGUGUGUUAGCGCGAUCCUCAGAGACUCAGUGCUCACAUCCCUGAAGAACAGAUCAUCUGUGGGCUUCCUCCUGGGGCUGCCAGUGGACAUCGACUCCAUCUUCAUCAACAUUGCUCAGCGCUCAGAUUACACAUCCAUCGCUGCAGGCUCUGAGUGUGUGGAUAAGCUGUACGCAGGCCUCCCCGGUGUGAGAGUCCCUCUGAACGUCUUCUCAUCAUGGGGUGGUCUGAGCUGCCACAUCAAGCUCACAGCAGCUCCGGGUUCCAUCAUCCGGCUCACGGUGAACAGCCUGGACAUCGAGCCCAGCGACUGCAUCCAGGACGCGCUCAGUGUGUACGAUGCCCUGCUGCCCAUGAGAGCCAAAUCCUUACACAGGUUGUGUGAGGCAGUGCGGGUUCCAGUUUCUCUCGUCUCCACCUCUAACGUCAUGCUGCUUUCCUUCAGACUCACACAAGGCAACAAGAGCUUCCGUGGAUUCUUCCAGGCCGUUCCUGAGGAGGAGUGUCUGAGUGUAAUAGAGAUUCCAGCGGUUCUCAGUGAAGCAGGAGUGAUGACCAGCCCGUUCUACCCCAGCCUUCUCCCCCCGCUGUGCUCCUGCACCUGGAGGCUUCAGACCCACAGCACAUCCCUGGGCGUGGCUCUGAAGUUUGAGAACUACAUCCUCUCACUGAAAGACCUGACCCCAUGUGAACACGGCUGGUGGAAGGUCAAUGAGAUCAUAUACUGCGGCCGCUACGUGAGUCACGUGACCGUCUUCCGCAUUCCUGAGAGAAGUGUGGAAGUGGUGUUUCGCUGCAGCUCCCGCAGCUCUGAGCUGCCAUUCAGUGCCACCUACGGCAGCUUCAACAUCAGCCAACCGUGUCCUGAGGGUCACUUCCUGUGUGCCACGGGGUUGUGUGUAGAAAAGGAGCGGCGCUGUGAUGGCCUGGAUGACUGUCAGGAUGAGAGCGAUGAGGUUUUCUGCACAAAACCCUUUAAGAACUGCGGCAGCCCGACUCUCCAUCCUCUUUAUGUGUGCGACGGAGAGGACGAUUGUCCUAACGGUCGAGAUGAAACCAACUGCACUCAAGAGACUGGCUGCUCCGGGAUGUGGUAUCAGUGCAGCAACGGAGUGUGCAUCCUAAAGAAAAACGCCAAGUGUGACGGAUUUCACGACUGUCCUGACCACAGCGAUGAAAAGGACUGCGCCUGUGGUCAGUCCAUGCCUGUCAAACGUGUGAUGGACAGCACAGCUCUUCAGGAGCGAGUGGUGGGUGGAGUCAAUGCUGUAGAAGGGGAGUGGCCAUGGCAGGUCAGUUUGCAUUUCUCAGGUCAUCUGUAUUGCGGCGCUUCGGUUAUCACCAGCGAGUGGCUCAUCUCUGCUGCACACUGUUUUAGCAAAGAGAGACUCUCAGACCCGCGCCAGUGGAUGGCUCACAUGGGCAUGUUGACUCAGGGCAGUGCUAAGCAUGUAGCAGAGAUCCGCCGUAUCGUGGUGCACGAGUACUACAAUGCUCGUAACUUUGACUACGACAUCGCUCUGCUGCAGCUCAGAAAGCCGUGGCCCAGCAGCCUGGCUUCCUUUAUCCAGCCUGUGUGCCUGCCAGCACCCUCACAGACCCUCACCGAGAAACACCGCUGCUGGGUGACCGGCUGGGGUUACCGCUCUGAACAGGAUAAGGUCCUACCCACGGUGCUUCAGAAGGCAGAGGUUCGUAUCCUGAGUCAGAGCGAGUGUAAGAGGGCGUACGGUCCGGUCUCUCCCCGCAUGCUGUGUGCAGGAGUGCCCAGUGGAGAGAGAGACGCCUGUCGGGGGGACUCGGGUGGUCCUCUGUCGUGCCAGGCUUCAGAAGGUGGACGCUGGUUUCUGACCGGGAUCGUAAGCUGGGGGUCGGGCUGCGGCCGACCGAACUUUCCAGGAGUGUACACCAGAGUGGCCAAGUUCAUCAACUGGAUCAACAGCCACAUCUCCAACUCAUGAUUAACCUCCGACACUCAGAGCCAAGCUUCAUAAACUUGAACUCUUAUUCAGUGGACAUUAACGUCUGAACCUCAGUAUCCAUGAACUGACCUCAGCAUUA
Hemibagrus wyckioides is the source of this 2617-nucleotide messenger RNA. RefSeq names its product transmembrane serine protease 7 (gene tmprss7). Gene Ontology annotation, molecular function: protein binding; serine-type endopeptidase activity. Lineage: Eukaryota; Metazoa; Chordata; Actinopteri; Siluriformes; Bagridae. The record is from RefSeq and is a predicted model, not a curated record. The transcript is spliced from 18 exons. Gene Ontology annotation, biological process: proteolysis. The coding region runs from base 1 to 2517 and encodes 838 amino acids.